AUGGAGAUGGUCCUCAUCUUCACCUUCUGCCUGAUUCUAGCUGGUACUGAUGCUGUAACUACAGUAACUGGAUACAGAGGACGAUCAGUUCAGAUUAAAUGUCCCUACACAUCUGGAUAUGAAAAGAACAACAAGUAUCUCUGCAGAGGUAAAUGUUCCAGCUGGGACCUUAAAGACGUUCCUGUUCAGUCUCGAUCUCCUGCUAAAGACUCCAGAUUCUCUCUGUAUGACGACACAACAGCCAAAGUCUUCACCGUCAACAUCACUGAUCUGAGACCAGAGGAUGAAGGAACUUACUGGUGUGCGAUAGAUCGGGCAGUGUAUGAUUUUUACACAGAGAUUCUACUGCUGGUUAAAACAGAUAAUCUCACCAGUACUGUCUCACACACCACACACACCACACACACCACAUUCACUACACACAUCACACACACCACUUUAACACACUCCAUGAGUCCAUCAGUGCAUGCUGAGAACACACACUCAACAACAGGUAAUCCACUAAAUGAUUCUAACCACCCAAACUCCACCCCCUCAUCUCAGGCUGUCCCAAUGUCCACCAUCAUCACAGCUGUAUCUGUGGUUCUUGUGCUUCUUCUUAUUGUCCUGUUAUUUGCUGUUGCUUUUCAGAGGAAAAAGAAGACCAGAGUUAACGCCUCAUCUCCAGCCCAACCUGCACAAAGUUCCUCAAACCACAAUGUGGUUCCACUUCCUGAUUAUAUUUAUGACGAGAUUAAAGACAACAUAAGUCUUACUAACACACUUUACUCCACCGCUCUGACUCCCACAAACCCCUCUGAGAUUUAUUCUGACCCUGAAUUACCCACAAUUCACUCUGAUAAUUCACAAGCUGUGUAUACUACAGUGGAUCACCCAUCAGAUCCUCCUGAUCAGGACUUCUACUCCACAGCUCAGUUACCCACAAUUCCCUCUGACUCAUCAGUCAGCGCUGCUCCAUCAUCGGGUGUGAAAUCUUAG
This is a messenger RNA of Clarias gariepinus (North African catfish), 978 nucleotides long. Its product is annotated as CMRF35-like molecule 1. Bases 1 to 978 code for a protein of 325 amino acids. The record is from RefSeq and is a predicted model, not a curated record. NCBI's taxonomy places the organism in Eukaryota, Metazoa, Chordata, Actinopteri, Siluriformes, Clariidae. The transcript is spliced from 8 exons.